AACCCUGCUGAUACACUAUUUUUUGCACAUUGUGUGAAAUGUGAAUAAACAUUUAUAGUCAAAAUUAAUAAUUAAAUGACAUCAUGGUGGGCAUUGUACAUCUAGUAAGAAAAAAGAAUAUUUAUUACAUGGGGAAAGUUUAGUUUAAAUGUGUUGUAGAACUAUUACUGUUACUUUAUCUACAUAAGAUCAAAUAUUUUGGUAUGAAAAGCUGCAUUUUUUAUUUAACCAAGUAUCCUGUAUCAUAACUACAUGUCUGACGAUUGUAACAAACCAAACCGCAUGAAAAUCGGUUGAGAAUUCAGCGAGUAAUGAUGAUUUUAAUCAUAAAUAAUCUCCUGCCUCAAUAGACAUACAUGCAUUAGGCAGCGCGGCUCCACCUGGGCAAGAUGGCGGCCGCGUUGACGUAUCGCUCCAAUGAGGAGCACCGUUGAAUGCGGCAUCUACGUAUAUAUAUCUAUGCGGUCUGCUGACAGUCCAAAAUGGCGGCGGUAGGACGAAACCAUGGGCGAGUCUGUUGCUAUGGGGCGUUGUAUUGAGCUUCGCCUCUUGGUAUCCAUGCUCUUUGCUUGUGUAUCCUCGCUUCCCUCUCCGCUGAAAGACUCCUCCGAGUGCAAUUAACGAAUUGAGACGUCCUACAAGAUGGCGAGUCUCGAUCGAUAUCCGGGUCAAGUGAUCGAGGAUAGAGGACGGAGGAGUCGAGGAGGGAUAUUGGCAUGAACCCAUUGUAAGGCGAGUGGAACUCAUCUAUUGGUUCGGUGUUUUCCAGGGACAAAACACCGUGCAGUGUCACACUGAAAGCGUUCCGGAGUUCAGAACGGGACGGUUGUUAGCUUAUAGGUUAUUUGCGAUAAAAUUUGUAUAUUGUGUUAGUUUAAAAUUAAACGCACAGUGAAAUGUUUUAAUGGCUGUGUUCACAGAGUAACUGUCUAAGCAACAGAUGCUCUCCAUGCAGUGUGCUCCUUCCCCCUGAGGCUGUCAUCAGCUGUUUGAGGCUGACAGCAGAGCAGGAUGUCAGACAGUGGGAACCAGUCAUGCCUGAUGGGAGCAGAGGACACUGUGUCCUUCCUGGUGUGUGUAUUUCAUGCAUGGGAGGAAUGGGUAGGCCUCGGCCAGUUGGAGGACUAUCUGAGUGUUUUGGAGUACCUGUUGUGGGUCUUCACUCCUCUGGCUAUUGUCUUCCUCGUGCCCUUCCUCAUUGUCAUCCUCCUCUACCUCUCUAUACUCUUCCUUCAUGUCUACAAGAGGAAGAAUCAGCUGAGGGAAGCUUACUGCAACAACUUGUGGGAUGGAGCCAGGAAGACCCUGGCUACUCUGUGGGAUGGACAUGGAGCCAUAUGGCAUGGUUAUGAGAUCCAUGGGAUGGAGAAGAUCCCUGACAAAGGACCAGCACUGAUAGUGUACUAUCAUGGAGCCAUUCCCAUCGACUACUAUUACUUCCUGGCCAAUGUUAUCAUCCAAAAGGGACGGCCCUGCCACUCUGUGGCUGACCACUGCCUCUUCAAGAUCCCAGGUUUCAAGUUACUGUUGGAGGUGUUCAGUGUGAUCCAUGGUCCUCAGGAGGAGUGUGUGCGAGCUCUGAAGAAUGGUCACCUAUUGGCAAUUUCUCCAGGAGGAGUGCGGGAGGCUCUAUUCAGUGAUGAGACCUACCCUCUUCUCUGGGGCAAACGCAGAGGCUUCGCCCAGGUCGCCAUCGACGCUCAAGUGCCAAUAAUUCCAAUGUUUACUCAAAAUGUGCGGGAAGGCUUCAGAUGUCUGGGAACACUCAGAUUUUUCCGCUGGAUGUAUGAGAGGUUUCGCAUCCCAGUAGCUCCUAUUUAUGGUGGAUUUCCUGUGAAGUUUCGGACCUUCCUUGGUGAUCCCAUCCUGUAUGACCCCAACAUCAGUGCUGCAGAGUUGGCAGAGAAAGUGAAGCAGGCAGUCCAGUCUCUGAUUGACCAGCACCAGCAGAUACCAGGGAGCAUCCUAAGAGCCUUGUUGGAGAGAUUCCACACUAAACACAAAUACCAUUAACAUCAGCAGUACAACAACAGAUACAAACUAUCCAAUGUGUGACCAAAACAACAUCAACAUCGGCUCAGCAGGCUGCAGUGUGCACAGGUUUGGCCUAACAUGUUGGAAUAUUUGCACAGCUUUCUUCACUGCUUCCAAACACCACUGACUGCAGCCGCUGAGGUUCCUAUUACAAACAUGUUCCAUGCAUGUUUGUGAUAUGUUUCCUUGCAUACAUUGGCUCCCUUUUUAUCUGAUGAUUUGCUUAAAGCUAGACUUCCUGAAGUUGUUAUAUUGACCCUUGAAAAUAAUCAUACCUCAAAAACGGUAAAUGAAAGGAUAAUUAUUUUUUCAAUACACAUGCACAAUAUCUAAUUUCUUGUGUUCCGAUAUCUUUAUCUUAAUUGAUUACAAUGUGGUCAGUUAAAGAUUGUGCUCAGGACUGAUCUGUGGGCUGAUUGGUUGGUUGAACUAAUAGAUGUAAUUUGUCAUUGUAGAUGUUUUCAGUGUGUAUAUAUGGGAUUCAGACAAUUUCCAUAUUGAAAAUUGUGAUAUUAGUAAAUUUAUGUCAGCAAGAAAAUCCUAAUGUUGGUUAACUAAUACAUUUAGUUUAUUGUCCAUGCCUAUUAAUUGCAGUGACUAUGCAGACAGCUGCUUGUUCUGAUAUACUUUAACAUAAUUUUGAGGUUGCGCAUCUUCAGUUUCAUUCACCUUGAAGUAACCAGUGAAACAUGCACUAUUUCAUGGGAGCAGGCUGCAGGGUUAGACUCCACAGGUAGAGUAGACAGAGCUGAACCCACUGGUUAAGACUGGCCCACUAUAAAAGGCUUUUUGGUUUUGAUUUCUUCAAAGUUGGAGUUGUAUGAACCACAGACUGUAUAAAAUAAUGGUAAUUGGUUUGUAGACUCCAGUUUUAAGCCUCGAGUUUGGCAUUUGGCAUCACAAUCUUGGAUUUUUGGAGCCAGAAGUGAUCAUAUUCAAACAAGAGGGUGGAGAUUACUCUAAGGCUAGCAUAGCUAUGGUUAACUGUGAUAAUACCAAUGCUAAAGCUAAUUUUUGCCACAGAAAAACAAGUUUAAAACCAUAAAAAUAAAAUGUACUUACUGGAAAAACUAAAUAUUUAACUGCUUAGAGGGUCUUCUAGUUCAACCAAAUGUUGAACAAGACUUUGUUAGGCAACCAAAAUGUCACAGUUAACUUCAUGAAUCAAAAACACACUGAAGUAGUGAUGCCUUGUACUCUGUGAAUCUAGCGUUAUGCAACAGUUACGUUACCAAACCAAUGUUGCCAUUGUUGUAGCCACUUGACAAUGGAUGGCACCCACCUGUCACCUAAAGUGGCAAUGCCCUUAAUGUUGCGUAACUUUAAGCCUUAAUAUAAACAUUCAAGAUUUAAACAGGUGAUUAGGUAUAGAGACCAAACCAUGUUAAUUUCUGCUGUUAAGUUGGGCAUUUUAACGUGGGUUUAUGACUUGCUCUUGGAGCCAUCUUCAAGUGGCCAUUAGAGGAACUGCAGAUUUUGGCACUUCUACAUUGACUUCAUUUUUCAGCCUUGGAGAUUGCUGCUUGGUAGGAACCAGUAUCAUACUUGCUCCAAGUACAUACAGAACACUGACCUAAGGUGACAGGAGUACGACAACAUUGUGUAAAUGAGAUUAAUUUGUAUAUAGAACAAGGUUAGAUCAUUUUUUUAGGGUAACUGAUAUUGUCUGGCAUCUGCGACUGUGGGUGUACACCUGAGCUCUCAAGGCUGGUGAGAAUAGGGCUUUGAUCUCUCACGCACCAACUGUUGACACUGUCGUCAACUGUUCCUAACCAUAGUUCCUCCCUGGACUAAGUCAUCGUCAAGACUGGGUAAAUGUUUAGACCUUUAGCCAUAGAUCUGGAUCUACCAUACAUGCACAGGCCUCUGAUGUUUGUUGAACCACAUUGUCUAGACUAGGCAGGUCAUCUUCUAGGAUAAUCUCAUAUGCAAGAUUCUCCAACACCUCCACAGAAAGCAUAAAAGCUUAGCCCCUUAAUCUCACAAGUCAUAUUAGCAGUAGGGUAGUUCUGGCUGUCACCUUCCACACAAGUAAUAUUCACAACCCUUUCAUUACUGGGUCGAAUAUUGCUGACCAAAUGUGUCUUUAGUUACUACUAGUGUCUGCUAGUGCUUUUAGCACUUAACCAUUAAUGGUAACAUGUACGAUUUCCUGCUCUGGUCUGGGUACUGAACACAUUUCAGCAGCUUUGGAUAGCCUUGUGGCCAAGUUGUUGACAAUGAAGACCAAUGAAUUGACCCUUUGGCUGACUCUGUAAACCUUUCCCCAACCCGACUGCCAGUAUUACCACAAUCUGUUGGAUUUGGUGGUCUAUACCCCUCAUACUUCACUGUAGACAUCCUUUUUCUUGAUGGUGUAAUGCCAUGCACCAAUCUGCCAAUCCAGCUGCUUCUUCUCCAGCCUUUGGGCUGUGCUCCCUCACCCAGGUGCUAACUUCUGGUAAAAGUACUUGCAGAUAAUGCUACAAAGUGAUGAUCUCUCCAAGCUGGUCGUUGGUAUGGUUGUCUGGACGCAUCCAGCACUUGUACAGCCCCUUCAGUCGGUUAUAAUGCUCUUGGAUUGUCCCCCCUGCUGGAGCAACCAUGCUCUGCCUGCUCUUCAUCAGCAUACACCAGCUCUAUGCCAGCAUAAGGGAUGAUGCUGAAAAGACUGGGAAUAUAGCCCUUAAAAAAAUGCCCUCACUCCCUCCUUCAGGAUUUUCUUGGCACAGUCAAAUAUUCCUGAGUACUGUCUGGUCUUCCUCAGGGUCAGACUGGACCUCCAUGCAGUAGAUGGCAGUUUGUGCUGUUGCUCCAUCCAGCGAUCCAGCCAGGAACCUCUCGUGGGUCUUGAUCUUCCCUGGUUCUCUGGUCAGCUGUUUCUUACCCUGCUCAUAGACCAUAAAUUUAAUGGCAGUCUCAGGGGCCAUCUUCAGUACAUUGAUACCAUUUUGUCUCUAUAGAGACAUCAAGCCUUCUUCUUUUAAUACUUGCUGAAAGUGACAGUUUACCCAAAAAUCCUGUAGUGCAAUCUAUAUAGUUUUGGUGUGAGUUGCCGAGUGUUACAGAUAUCCACCAUAGAGAUGUCUGCCUUCUCUCCAAUAUAAUGGAUCUACAUGGCACUCGGCUUAUGGUGCUCAAAGUGCCAAAAAAUACAUUUUAAAAACUUAGCAGCAAUGUCUCUUUCCAGAAAUCAUGAACUGGUUACUCAAGAUAAUCCACAGACCUUGUUGUCAGCAGUUUCAUGUAGGAACUAUUUUCUUUCUACCAGACUACACCUGCCAACCGUUUCACCACGCAGAAGGAAGUGUGCAUCUACUCAUGGACGAGAGGCUCGUGCUUGUGACAGCACGAGAUGUAAACAUCAAUGGUGUUCUCCUUGACUGAGCUGUAAUGUUAGCUAGCUCAUUGGUGCUAUGUAGCUAGCAGAUGCAUAUAUCUAUUGUCAGUGAAUCAUCCACUGUUAACUCAGGAAAGGUCCAGGUGUAAAUCCAGACUUUACAGUUUGUAAGUACUAUGAGUUCCCUUGGGGAUUGUCAGUAUCUGACUAUCUCAUAGUGCGUGCUUACAAUUAUGAUACCUUAAAUACUUUGAUUAUGUUGUAACAGCUUCCAUCGGCUCAAAACAGCAACCAUCUUCUGAAAUCAUUCGUUGAUCAACUCAAAAUGAAUCGAUUCUGAGUGCAGUAACUGUGGACUGGACUGUUGUGGACUGGACACAAAAAUUUAGUAAUAUACAGAGAUGUCCAUUAAAAAUGUAUUCAGAAUAAAACAAAAUAAUUGAAAACUACAAAAUGUGUAAAAGACAUGAAUGACCAUUAUGGCCUUUAAGCAGAAGCCAGGCUGUAGAGGCAGGUUUUCGGUGUAUGUUUGAAGAUAUCAGCACUUUCAGCUCAACUCAAAUCCUUUGUCAGGCUCUUCCCACAGCUCAGAGAUGAGAGCUAAAAGCUUUCUGACCAAAAGGUUUCACUUUGGGACAUCUCUAAGGUCCAUGCAUUAAAAGUAUUUCAAGCAGACAGCUAUAAAGUAAUAAAACAAUCAUAAAAUUAACACAAAAACAGGAAUCGUGUGGAAAAAAUGACUUCACCUUUAAUGGCUCUAUUAGAAAAUUAGAAUGUAUGAGUUGUCUUGGACACAGUUCUCAACAUGGAGGUGGCUGAGCUGGUAGCUGACAUUGGGCGCUAUGCUUCUGCUACGUCACUGUCUGAAUCUCGGCUGUAACUGCCCUAUGAGCGCAGUGCAAAGCAGCAACGAUGAGCUAGCAAGUGGGAUACACACACUCAACACUCCAUUAUAUCUUUACUAGGGCUGUAGUCAACCAAAGAAAAUCUUGGUUGACUGAAGUCGAUGCAAAACACACUUGUGAAAAAAAGUUGUGCAUCCUACUGGCUAGCUAAUUGUUGCAACUCUGCCCUGUGCUUAUAUGGCACUUACUGUAGCAGCUGUUAGCCCUGUUCAUGCUGUGGGCACCUUUAGCUGCUAGCCACUGGCUCAGGCACCUCUAUGUUGUGAGCUAUGUGCAAUCAAUCCCUGCCCAGACUCUGAAUCAUAGAUAUGCUCUCAAUGUCAUAUGUGUCUCUUUUAAUGUGUAAAAUCAAAGGAGUCCACUUUUCAAACAGCCUUCCCUCAAACCUUUAUUAGAAGCACAUUACCAUUAUUCUGCAUCGUGGAAUAGUGUCUUUUUUCAAACUUACAGCAUAUUCAGUUUUGGGAAAAAAAACUGAACUGUAGUUUCCCAGUAUUUGUGUGUUAAUUGUUUUUGCAGAAAUGCUCACCACAGAUACUAACCAAAUAUUAACAAUACACGUCACUGCAUAUUAUUAGUUCUAACGGGCAGGGUACAAAACAGAAGAAAUGACAUUAAGGGCAGGUAAAUUAAAAAAAAAAAGAUCUGCAAAAGAGUCUUGAGCUGAAUUUAAGUAAAUAAGGCCUAUUCACACAGGAUUAGUGUUACCUGGGGAUCUCUAGUUAUUUGUAAUAAUUGCAGAGGUAAUCUAUUAUCUUAAUCCCUUGCGUAUCUGCCAAGUCUGUAAUUUUUAAAAAAAAAAAAAAUUUAAGUAAAAGUUCUACCUUAAAUGACCAAUUUAGCCAAACACAGAGGUCAUGUGAUAACAGUAGUCCUGUGCAAAAAAGCAUCUCAGUGAUUUUGAAUCCUGUUUGGCUUUUGUUUUCUCUGCACAUCUUUUCUGCCUUUUUCCCAGUCAAGAAUUACAAAUGCUACAUUGGUAAAUGUAAAUGAAAGUUUUGACAGCAUUUUUGGUGUAGGAGGCGUAUGCAUUUUUUCCACUUGUGUAUGUGUACGGAGACAAGUCAACCGGAAGUCCAUUCAUUCCUGUGAGAUUUUCCAUGAUAUCUGAUAAGCCUGCAAAACUCCUCCCCUCAGUAAUAUUUCAGUCUGGAAUUUGCCUCGACUACAUUCACAAAAUGUAACUUUUGCAGUGGAUUUCAGAGACUGUAUGACAGUGUGCUAGAUUAGCUGACAGGCUGCAGGCUAACUAACCGGCUGUUACCUUUAAUUCAGUUGCCUGUGCUGAUUGUCAACUGAGUUUGAAUCAUUAAAAGGAACUUGUUUAUCUAGUUUUAACAUAUUGUUAAUCUGAGUAGUGUUAUUCUGCUAAAACAUGUUAAUACAGUAUACACUGUCAGAUUGUCAUUAUCAGUUUGAUAUGAAAUACAGUCAGAUUUAUUAUUUUAAUAUGAAAUAGCCUAAUGUUACAGAUUUAUCAGUCUGGUUAAAUACAGUCAUCAUCCUUAUAAGUUUGAUAUGUGAGUGUAGGCCUAUGCAUCAAUAUGUUGUACAUACAUCUUUUUAAUGAAAUAUUUCACAAAUCAUGCUACGUACCUGGUAGGCCAGCAUCUUCAUUUAUUUGUUGCCUUGCAACAUUGGUCCCGUUUCUGUCCUGGCAGUAUUCCAAGUGCAUCUUCCAAGCUACUGGACGGUGAAUAUCAGACAAAAUUAGCCUCUCCCCCAUCAUGGCCACAGGAAGUUUCUGUCAGGUUUCUCUACAUCCGUAAAUAAAUGUACUUCCUUGCGUUUGACACUGGAGGCAUCAUUUGUAUAUUUAUGGAUCUACUGACACCAGUCACAUACAUAAGUGGAAAUGAGGCAUCAUCUCGCUACACAGCAUGGAGCACUGUUUACAGAAACGGCAAGCUCAGAUCCAUCAGGAGAGCAGAAUUUGUAAAUCACGUGGUCCCCUGGUUACACUGGUCCUUUAUGAAUAGGGCUUUAAAUGAAACAAAAUGAUCACUGUAGGCAAACUGGUCAUGCACUUAAGUCUGAUUUCUAUUUUUGUUGGCCUUUGUGUGUGUUUGUGUUAGUGUGUGUGGUCCAACAGUCAGGAAACAGACUUAAACUGAGCCUUUCAAGACUGCUCAUAUAACUGUCAGUGUCUGCUUACAAAAAGUAUGUUCUCACUGUAAUAUUUCAUAUCUGUACAAAUACUGAUCUAUGACUUUAUUGCAUGCAUAUAUGUAAAUAUUGUGAUUCAACAAAUUAUUUUGCACAUGAAGUCAUCAAAGCAUCACUGCCAACUCAGAUAUUUCCAUUUUCAAAGACGCCUUUGUGAGACGUGAGAAGUGUGUUUUUGAGUGACAUCUAACCGGAUGCUUUCCUUCUGUGAACUGGUUGCCUGUUUCCAUAUUUAUGUUGUGUUUUUUGAGAUGAUCUAACGUGUAUUUUUAAAUUAUAUCAAUAUAUAAAUGUUGCACUUUUAAAUAUUGAGAUCCUCUUCAAUCUGUUAAUAAAUCUAUUUUAUUAA
Molecule: messenger RNA, 8773 nt
Organism: Epinephelus moara (kelp grouper)
Lineage: Eukaryota; Metazoa; Chordata; Actinopteri; Perciformes; Serranidae
Gene: tmem68
Product: transmembrane protein 68
Exons: 9
Coding region: 1012-2013 (333 amino acids)
Cellular component (GO): membrane
Molecular function (GO): acyltransferase activity
Source: RefSeq, a predicted model, not a curated record